UGAAUACUGCAACAUGGCCAUUCCCGAGCGAACCAAAGUCCUUAUCAUCGGCGGUGGGCCGGCUGGCUCAUAUGCUGCCUCGGCGUUGGCCCGUGAGGGAAUUGAAGCUGUCGUCCUCGAAGGCGACAAGUUCCCCAGAUACCACGUGGGAGAGAGCAUGCUGCCUUCUCUGCGUCAUUUCUUUCGUUUUAUCGAUCUGGACGACAAGUUUGUUGCACAUGGUUUCUACAAGAAGAUCGGCGCAGCGUUCGUGCUGAACAACAAAGAACCGGCAUACACCGACUUCAUCGGCGCAGGAGGCCCCAACGCAUACUCAUGGAACGUCGUUCGAUCCCAAGCCGACGACCUCAUCUUCAGGCACGCGGGUCAGUGUGGAGCCAACAUCUUCGACGGUGUCAAGGUCUCCGCGAUUCAAUUCGCCCCCCACGAGGGUGCAAGCACUGCCGAUGCGAAGACCCAGGAUCCCGGCCGGCCGGUGUCCGCGACCUGGACCCGCAAGGAGGACGGUAGCACCGGCACGAUCAACUUUGAUUACCUCAUCGAUGCAAGCGGCCGUGUUGGUAUCAUGAGCACCAAGUACCUCAAGAACCGCCACUUCAACCAGGGACUCAAGAAUGUUGCCAGCUGGGGUUACUGGAAGAAUGCGGGACGCUACGGUGUCGGUACUCCCCAGGAGGGCGUCCCGUACUUUGAAGCCCUCUCAGACGGUAGCGGCUGGGCUUGGUUCAUCCCUCUCCACGACGGCACGACUUCCGUGGGAGUCGUCGUCAACCAGGAAAUCGCCAUCCGCAAGAAAAAGGAAAUGGGCUCUCCCGGCGACAAGGUCUUCUACAAGACCAUGCUCGAGUCGGUCCCCCGCAUUCUCGGGCCCAUGCUCAAGGACGCCACGCUCGUGAACGACGAGAUCAAGGCGGCCUCCGACUGGUCCUACAGCGCAUCCUCCUACGCCAGCUACAACACCCGCAUCGUCGGCGACGCCGGCUGCUUCAUCGACCCGUUCUUCUCAUCCGGUGUCCACUUGGCCGUCGCCAGCGGCCUCUCCGCCGCUGCGACCAUCUGCGCCUCCAUCAAGGGCCAGUGCACCGAGCACGAGGCGCUCGCGUGGCACUCGAAGAAGGUCGCCGAGGGCUACACCCGCUUCCUCCUCAUCGUGCUCAGCGCGCUGAAGCAGAUCCGCGAGAGCGACGAGCCCGUCCUGAGCGACUGGGACGAUGAAGGGUUCGAGCGAGCAUUCGCCCAUUUCCGCCCUAUCAUUCAAGGAACGGCCGACGUCCAAGGCAAGCUGACGCAGGAGGAAGUGUCCAAGACGGUGGACUUCUGCCUCAAGGCGUUCGCGCCCGUGGACGUGGCCAAGCGCGACGCGGUGCUGAAGCGCGUCGAGGACCUGACGGCGACGGGCAGCGUGCAGAGCCACGCGGAGCUGCAGGCGUACCUGUCGGCGGACGAGAUGAACAUCCUCAACAGCGUGCGCGCCCGCGAGAUGGUGCGCUCCGAGGACACGGUCAACAUCGACACCUUCGCCUCGGACAUCAUCGACGGCCGCGCGCUGAACAUGGUGCAGGGCUCGCUGGGUCUGAUCGCCGAGGCGGGCGUGUCGAAGGAGGUGAAGAAGUCGGUGGAUCUGCUCGGCCAGAUGAUGGGCGAGGGCGCGGAGAAGGCUCUCGCAGAGCAGCCGGUUCCGGUCCUCGUCGCCGCGAGCAAUUGAUGCGGUGUAGGUGAGAGGGAGAUCUCUCGAACUCUCUCUCUGGUUGCCGAUGAAUGGCGUUUUGAGGGGAUGGGAUAGGCUCCUUCUUUUGCGUCC
Dissoconium aciculare CBS 342.82 is the source of this 1801-nucleotide messenger RNA. Its product is annotated as FAD/NAD(P)-binding domain-containing protein. Gene Ontology annotation, molecular function: catalytic activity; FAD binding. NCBI's taxonomy places the organism in Eukaryota, Fungi, Ascomycota, Dothideomycetes, Mycosphaerellales, Dissoconiaceae. The transcript is spliced from 6 exons. Bases 14 to 1705 code for a protein of 563 amino acids. The record is from RefSeq and is a predicted model, not a curated record.